Vitis riparia (riverbank grape) is the source of this 1447-nucleotide messenger RNA. RefSeq lists its product as uncharacterized. The record is from RefSeq and is a predicted model, not a curated record. NCBI's taxonomy places the organism in Eukaryota, Viridiplantae, Streptophyta, Magnoliopsida, Vitales, Vitaceae. Bases 53 to 1012 code for a protein of 319 amino acids. The transcript has 7 exons. Gene Ontology annotation, cellular component: cytosol.
CAGCGUUCGAAUCACUUGGGAGAGUGUGGACUGUGGAGAGUCGAGACAGCCCAUGGAACAACUCGUCAGUAAUUAUCAUUCAGUUCUCUCAACCUCAUUUAUUUGCGAAAGAAGUCCUGUGCCCACUUUCCCUCUCCAUCGGGUCCGCUUCAUCUCCUCUCGCAAGCACAGGGCCAGUAGCAGUCUGAGGAUGGCUCAACCAGGUUCGAACCAUGAUGCACAAAACCCAGUGAUUCAGCAGAAGAAAGUGAUAAUAACAAACAAUCAUGGUGAAAAACUCAUGGGCUCAUUACAUGAAACUGGAUCUGCAGAAAUUGUAAUUUUGUGCCAUGGUUUUCGGUCCACAAAGGAAAACAAUACCAUGGUGAACCUUGCUGUUGCUCUGGAAAAUGAGGGGAUCAGUGCCUUUCGCUUUGACUUUGCUGGAAAUGGGGAAAGUGAAGGUUCAUUUCAGUACGGUGGCUAUUGGAGAGAGGCUGAUGAUUUACAUGCUGUAAUCCAACAUUUCCGUGGUGCAAAGCGUGUAAUACAUGCAAUUCUGGGGCAUAGUAAAGGAGGCAAUGUGGUGCUGUUGUAUGCUUCAAAGUAUCAUGAUAUCCAAAUGGUUCUCAAUGUUUCUGGCCGUUAUAAUCUGAAGAGAGGCAUUGAUGAGCGCUUGGGUAAAGACUUUUUCGAAAGAAUCAAGAAGGAUGGAUUUAUUGAUGUUAAAAAUAAAACAGGAAGUGUUAAUUAUCGUGUGACUGAGAAGAGUUUGAUGGAUCGCCUAAGUACUGACAUGCAUGAAGCAUGCCUUAAGAUUGAAAAAGGAUGCAGGGUUUUGACAAUCCAUGGAUCUGCCGAUGAAAUCAUCCCUGUUGAAGAUGCUUUGGAGUUCGCCAAGAUUAUACCUAACCACACAUUACACAUUGUAGAAGGAGCUGAUCAUAGAUACACUUCACAUCAAGCUGAGUUGGCUUUGGUAGCUCUGAACUUCAUAAAGACAGGCCUGCAGCAAGACAAGGAUAGCCCCUAGCCAGGUAAUGCAGAGCCCAUUAGCAGAUAAAUUUAUGGAAUCAAGAGUUCAAAACAAUUUGUAAAUCUUAUUAAAGUUGAGUUUUUCAGCAUUGUUCCUGGUGAAGAAUCUAAUAUGUUGUUCAGGUGGCUUAAGGACCCUACUCAUGAUACAGCUUGGUGCCCGAGCUCAACCAUUUAGGGUUUUUAAACGACGAUGCUCAUGAGAUGGACAUGCAUAAAUAGUUUGCUGAUUGCAUUUACAGCUCAUAUUGUUUUCUUGAGUCUUCUUUGUUGGAUGAAAUUGUUGAGAAACCGGUUCCCUUGCUUGCACCUUUCCCUUCCAAGACAGUAAUGCCUCUUUCAAUGUGCAAGAACCCACAUGAUUUCCAGCAGCACAAAUCAGAGUGGAACACCACUCUUGGAAUCUUAUUUAACCUAUUAAAGUUUUUCUUGA